Cajanus cajan (pigeon pea) is the source of this 1158-nucleotide messenger RNA. Its product is annotated as seven transmembrane domain protein. NCBI's taxonomy places the organism in Eukaryota, Viridiplantae, Streptophyta, Magnoliopsida, Fabales, Fabaceae. The record is from RefSeq and is a predicted model, not a curated record.
GCAGCUGGGAAGUAGGAUAAUAGAGUCAUAAUUAAUAGUAACUGAAUAGGAGUGGAUUGGGGAGAGAAGGCGAAGGAGAAGUCGAAGUGAGUGUUGUCUUCUCCUUUGGAUCUCAGACAUGACUGUCUUUCAUUUCUUUAACUGCGCAAUUCUCACCUUCGGCCCCCACGCCGUCUACUAUUCUGCCACGCCCUUAUCUGAGUAUGAUACACUCGGCACCUCUAUUAAAGCCGCUGUUGUUUAUCUUGCAACGGCAUUAGUGAAGCUUAUUUGUCUUGCAACUUUUCUCAAGGUAUCGGAGAGUGAUAGCUUUGAUCCGUAUCAGGAGUUUUUGAAGGCAUUAAUAGGUUUUAUAGAUGUUGCUGGGCUUUAUUUUGCCUUGACCCAGUUGACUCACCGGAACAUCUCUCAGAACCAUAAGUUUCAAGCAGUUGGACUUGGCUGGGCGUUUGCUGACUCUGUACUGCAUCGGUUGGCUCCUCUUUGGGUUGGUGCCAGAGGAUUAGAAUUUACUUGGGAUUACAUUCUUCAGGGCCUUGAGGCUAAUGCAAAUUUGGUGUUGAGCAUAUCCCUUGCCGCACUUGGAUCUUUGAUGUGGCUUCGAAAAAAUAAACCCAAGACCCUCAUACCUAUCAUAUAUUUGAGUGCAGGGAUUGUAGCAACCAUGCCAUCUAUCACAAGCUAUCUUAGGCGUGGAUUGGGGUGGCACUUUCCCAAAGUGGUAGGUUUUGAGCUCUUCACAUCCUUGGUGAUGGCUUUCAUAAGCUGGCAACUGUUUUCAGCAUGUCAGAGACCUUCCGUGUGAGAAAGCUCAUUGCAUAAUGAUGGAAUCCUCAACUGUUUUCUGGCUAGUUUUGAUCCUGGGCCAUCUGCUUUUGGCAGCUACUAUGCUGUUUAUUUAAAUUUCAUAAAUGUUUUAUCAAUUGUAGUUUCUUAAUAGUUUGAUUUAGUUUAACACGCUUAUUUAUGUUUCUUGCGGUAGAAUGUUGGCUCCAAUUAAUUAGAAUUUUUUGCUUUAUCAGAAAAUUAGAGAUAUGAUUCUUUUACCCCAUGAAUGUGGGAUAAUAGGUUACAAACACUCUUCUUCGAAAAUCCGUUGGAUUUCUUAUUUACCCACAUAUUGUCCAUUGCAAACUAGAUGAUUUACCCCAUUCUUUA